AUGAAAAGUAACGACAUACAAAAAGCUGUAAAAAGUAAUGGGUUGGACAUAAUGANCUCUACUGAUCUCAAAGAUUUAACAUGUAUACAAGAGCGAGCAAACUUCGAUUCACUUCGUUUUGCAUUAUUAACCGUAUUUCAGAUACUAACACAAGAAGAUUGGAAUGAAGUACUUUAUAAUGGAAUGGAAAAGACAAGUCCAUGGUCAGCAUUAUAUUUUAUUGCACUUAUGAUAUUUGGCAAUUAUAUAUUAUUCAAUUUACUUGUUGCCAUUAUUGUUGAAAGUUUUUCAGAUGAAAAAGAAGAUGGUACAACAAAUAGUAAUAAUAUUACGGAUAGAUUGGACAAAGUAGAUCCAUUUAAAACACAAGAAAUUAUCACAGGUAAUAUUCAAAUACCAGAGAAUCUUGAUGAAUCGACAAGUAUUAACCUUAGUAAUGAUGAUAAGAAAAAUUAUCAACAACAAGAUACAUUAGUUGGCACUUUACUCUGUACAAAUUUUGAUUCAUCGCUUCCAUUACCAUCAACACGAUAUUUCACUGUUCAUGAAGAAAAUUUAAUUGAACAAGAAUCGAAUAGUAUAACAAAUACAUGUUUUAAUUCAACUGUUACACAUCAAUCAACAAUUGAUAAUUCAUCAUAUUCAUUUAAUCAAAAUGUAUCGACAAGUAUUAAUCAAACACCAAGAAGACAAGAAAAAAUUGAUAGACAUAUAGAUUCUAAUAGUAGUAGUACUAUGCAACUUGCUAUUCAUACUCAACUAUCGGUAAACGAUCAAAAUGAUAUGCAAUUAGAUGUGUUAAAUGAGGAUGAUACACAAUUAGAACUAACAACUCAGAAAUCAAGAGUUAUUCGAUCAUGUUUAAGUCGACUUUGUGGACAACGAAUAUUUGAAUGCUUAAAGAAGCGAGAAAACUAUUCACUUUAUCUUUUUCCACCUUCGAAUAGACUACGCAAAGUAUUUCAACGAUUAAUUAUACAAAAAUCAUUUGAUUAUUUAAUUCUUUUCUUUAUUGCUUUCAAUUGUGUUACACUCGCUAUGGAACGUCCAUCGAUUUCUCCUAUAAGUCGUGAACGAAAAUUUUUGAACUACACUAAUUAUAUAUUUACAGCGAUUUUUACUAUUGAAAUGAUGAUUAAAGUAAUUGCAAAUGGACUUAUUUUUGGAUCUAAUACUUAUUUACAUACCGGCUGGAAUGUUAUGGAUGGAUUUCUUGUAAUUAUUUCAGUUAUUGAUAUUAGUACAAUGAAUCGAGGUAGUAUUACGUUAUCCACAGAGUCGGAUACAACAUCACAUAUUAUGGGCAUGUUAAGAGUCUUUCGUUUAUUACGAGCAUUACGACCACUUCGAGUUAUCAAUCGAGCACCCGGUCUUAAACUUGUCGUUCAUGCUUUACUUUCAUCAUUGAAACCGAUCGGUCAUAUAGUUAUUAUUUGUGGUAUAUUCUUUAUCAUCUUUGGCAUUCUUGGUGUUCAGCUCUUCAAAGGUAAAUUCUACUAUUGUGAAGGUUCUCUCGCUCAUAAUGUAAAAACAAGACAACAAUGUGAAGCUAUGCCCGAUCAUCGAUGGCAAAAUCAACAAUACAAUUUUGAUCAUUUAGGCCAAGCUCUACUUACACUAUUUAUUCUUUCAUCAAAAGAUGGUUGGGUACAAAUAAUGUAUAAUGGUAUUGAUGCAGUUGAUACUGAAAUGCAACCAAUAAGGAAUUAUAGUGAAGCAAAAUUAAUUUAUUUUAUAUCAUUUAUUUUAAUUGUCAGCUUUUUUGUACUUAAUAUGUUUGUUGGUGUUGUUGUUGAAAAUUUUCAUAAGUGUCGAGCUCAACAAGAACUUGAAGAAGAAGCUCAACGUAAAGUAGAAUAUGUAAAAAAGCUUGAACGUAAACGACGUCUUAUGUGUGAAUUACCAUAUUAUGCACAUUUUUCACCAUGGCGUAAACAUUUACAUGAUCUAUGCGUUAGUAAAUAUUUUGAUUUAGUUAUUGCUGCAAUUAUUGGUGUUAAUGUUGUUACAAUGUCACUUGAAUUUUAUCCUAUGCCAUCUAACUUGGAUAAGUUUCUUGAGUAUUGUAAUUAUGUAUUUACGAUUGUAUUCUUGCUUGAAUUUAUAUGGAAAAUUGUUGCAUUUGGACCAUGGCGUUAUUUUAAAGACAGAUGGAAUCAGUUGGAUUCAUUUAUUGUACUUUUAUCAAUAGCUAGUAUUAUAAUGGAAAAAAUGUUAAGUGGACAUAUUCUUCCAAUAAAUCCUACACUUAUUCGUGUGAUUAGAGUAUUGAGAAUAGCACGAGUACUCAAACUGCUGAAGAUUGCCAAAGGUGUUCGAGCUCUAUUAGAUACUGUUAUUCAAGCUCUUCCAGAAGUUGGAAAUUUGGGUCUUCUAUUCUUUCUUCUUUUCUUUAUCUUUGCUACACUUGGGGUUGAAUUAUUCGGAAAAUUAGAAUGUAGUGAAGAACAACCAUGUAGUGGUCUUGAUAAACAUGCACAUUUUAAAAAUUUUGGUAUAGCUCUUCUUACAUUAUUUCGUGUUGCAACAGGCGAUAAUUGGAAUAGUAUUAUGAAAGAUACUUUACGUCAAGAUGAUUCACCUAAUGCUGGCAAAAACCAUUUUAUGACAAUAAUUUCACCUAUCUAUUUUGUUAUUUUCGUUCUUUUGGCUCAAUUUGUACUUCUCAAUAUUGUCGUCGCUGUACUCAUGAAAAAACUUGAAGAUUCAAAUAAGAUGAUAGGUGAUGACGCUGAAAUAUGUGAAGAAAUUGAACGACAACUUGAACUUGAUGUACACGAUGAAAAUUAUGUUGAAGAAUCAUUACUAGACGUGAACGCAGUUCAUGUAGAAGAAAAAGUAACAAUUACAAUGUUUUAA
Molecule: messenger RNA, 2859 nt
Organism: Rotaria sp. Silwood2
Lineage: Eukaryota; Metazoa; Rotifera; Eurotatoria; Philodinida; Philodinidae
Source: the annotation of a GenBank genome assembly